UGUAGCGCAUAGUGUGGAUCCACCCUAACAGCAGUUUGCUUGGCAAAACGGUGCGGCUACCAAAACAAAAUGUGGUUCGAAAUUCUGCCUUCGUUCGGAAUUAUUACGGCCGUCCUGUCCGUUCCAGGAUUCGCCCUUUACGGUUUGCACAAGCUGACGCUGGAUAAUGCCUACCGGCGCAAUACCGAUGAGAGAUGGGAACGCGUGAUGUACACCAGAGAUAUGCGAUUGACCGGCAAUCCCUACCAGUGUAACGGUUUGGAGGCCAUCCCGGAUAAGUAAAACCGAGGCAUGCUUGGGCGACUCGAUGUGGUAACUGUUGGUUGAAUGUAGAAUAAAGCGAGCACAGGUUACAAACCGGA
Molecule: messenger RNA, 362 nt
Organism: Anopheles darlingi
Lineage: Eukaryota; Metazoa; Arthropoda; Insecta; Diptera; Culicidae
Gene: ND-MWFE
Exons: 3
Coding region: 70-282 (70 amino acids)
Source: RefSeq, a predicted model, not a curated record